UUCAUUCGUCACCACUUCAGUCACCACCGGAGACGUGGCUAUGUCCUUCUGCCAUAUUGCCAAGUUAUCUCAACUCUAGCUAGCCUUGACAGAUGAGCACAUCAACGGCGACAGCAUUCAAAGUAACUUCUUGACAAACGUGGAAAAGAUAGGACAGUCGCGGUCAGAGAUUAUACCAGGAAAUAUCACAGGAAACUCAAAAUGGUGCUUUUAGCGGCUGCAGUGUGUACCAAGUCAGGGAAGCCCCUUUUGUCCCGACAGUUUGUGGAGAUGACAAGGACACGUAUCGAGUGCCUCCUGGCUGCCUUCCCAAAGCUGAUGAACGUGGGCAAGCAGCACACAUUUGUGGAGACAGACAGUGUUCGCUAUGUCUACCAGCCCCUGGAGAGGUUGUACAUGGUCCUCCUCACCACCAAGAACAGCAACAUCUUAGAGGACUUGGAGACCUUGCGGCUCUUCUCACGUGUGAUCCCGGAGUACUGUCGCACAAUGGAUGAGGGGGAGAUCUCGGACCACUGCUUUGAGCUCCUGUUUGCCUUUGAUGAGAUCGUGGCCCUGGGCUACCGAGAGAGUGUCAACCUCACCCAGAUCCGCACCUUCACUGAGAUGGACUCCCAUGAGGAGAGGGUGUUCCGCGCUGUCAGAGAGACCCAGGAGCGGGAGGCCAAGGCAGAGAUGAGGAGGAAGGCCAAAGAGCUGCAGCAGGUCCGGAGGGACGCCGAGCGCAGCGGCAGGAAGGCUCCAUCCUACGGAGGCUUUGGUGGGGCCAGCACAGCCCCCUCAGCAGGCAUCAUCAAAGACACGUUUGAACCGGAGAAGCCCAGGAUGACUCCAGCACCCGCCAGAGCGAGUGGUCCAAACAAGGCCCUGAAGCUGGGCUCGCGGGGGAAGGAGGUGGAGAACUUUGUGGAUAAACUGAAGUCUGAAGGGGAGAGCAUCAUCAUGCCUGUUACAGGAAGGAAGCAAUCAGACGCCAGCAAAGCCUUACCUCCACCAAUCAACACCGAGAGUGUUCAUCUGAGGGUUGAAGAGAAGGUGUCCCUUGCCUGCGGCCGCGACGGGGGUUUGCAGAACAUGGAGGUCACUGGCAUCGUCACGCUCCGAAUCAGCGACGACAAGAACAGCCGCAUUCGUCUGCACCUCGCCAACAAUGACAAAAAAGGAGCUCAGCUACAGACUCACCCCAACGUGGACAAGAAGCUCUUCUCCUCCGAGUGUGUGAUUGCACUGAAGAAUGCAGAGAAGUCUUUCCCGAUAAACAAUGACGUAGGGGUUCUGAAAUGGAGACUCCAAACUACUGACGAGGCCCUCAUUCCUCUCACAAUAAACUGCUGGCCCUCAGAGAGCUCCACUGGGUGUGAUGUCAACAUUGAGUACGAACUGCUCGAGGAGGGCCUGGAACUCAAAGACGUUGUCAUAACGAUUCCCCUGCCGUCGGGCGUUGGAGCCCCUGUGAUUGGAGAUGUUGACGGUGACUAUCGCCAUGACAGCAGACGGAACAAUCUGGAGUGGUCUCUCCCAGUCAUUGAUACCGAUAACAAGACCGGCAGCAUGGAGUUCAGCAUUGCUGGCCAAACCAGCGACUUCUUCCCAAUCAGUGUAUCUUUCGUCUCUACAAACAACUUCUGUGAUAUACAGGUUCUCAAAGUCACCGCUGUCGAUGGAGAUAGCCAAGUGAAAUUCUCCACUGAAACAUCAUUUGUGGUAGACAAAUAUGAAAUAUUGUAACAAAAAAAGUGAUACUGAAAUCGUUUAUAUUUUUACGGGUUCUGAACCCAUCAAUUGGAUUUUCCCUUCAGAAUAGAAUUUAUUUUGUGACGGUAUUGAUGUGUAUAUAAUACAGUUGACCGAGAAGAAGAAGAAAUAUACGUUUAAAGUAUUAAAAGUUAAAAUAAACCAAAUAUUGACGUACAGCACCAGAUUGCCAAGGAUUCAGCCUGAGUGGUUGACAUCACCCACAGUGCUCUUAAAAAUGGACUCCGCAGGUCUGUCCAAAAGGCUUGACAUUUCCUCAUCCCCUCAUGCCCUUUCUGUUGUGAUUAUUCAGACACGGUUGUGCUUAGACGCCAUCUUCUUUUUGUGUAUCAGUACUUUUCCCAGAGCGUCGACAUUACUGAACUCCUAUAGAGUUAGAGGAAGUAUCAGCUCCAUAUCAGCUGCCUAUAUAUAUAUAUAUUGGGGAAAUGGCUAUGAACGGCACAUACAGUAAAUUCCCUGUUGAUUUCAUUUUUUUUUUUUUUAAGGCGCAUAGAUUGAUAUGUGCUGGUAUAUGUUAUUUAAUGCUGACAUUGUAGCCGUUUUAAGUGCUUGGCUUUACUUUAUUCCAUAUUAACUAUUUACUCAGUUUCAAGUCAGUUCUGGUUUCUGUGGACUAUCGAUAUAUGUCCAGGUUCCCUCACGCUUGUGGUUUUAGCUGAAGGAAAGUGCUUCCUUUUGUUUUGUGUGUGUGUACAGUAUAUUCCUAGUAAGGAUGAGAACAUGCGUUUGUAGAGAACAGCUCAACAAAUGCCUUCUUUUUUACUGAAUGCACUUUUUUUGUUACUUAAGAUCAUAACAGCCAAGGGACAUGUAGGUAAUUUAUAACAAUGCUUCAGUUCCUGUAGUUCUUGAAUUGUCUUUGUUAAUGGUAUUUGUGAACUAUGUAGCCUCACAUUUCUGCUACAAGAGUAUCUUUUUUGUACCUGUACAUGUAAAAUCAUGGAACUUUAUUAUCAAAUGUUGGAGUUAUGACAUUCCAGUCGGCAAAUUCAUAUAAUAUAAACUUUAAUAAAAGCAAUUGUUAACUGA
Molecule: messenger RNA, 2787 nt
Organism: Sardina pilchardus (European sardine)
Lineage: Eukaryota; Metazoa; Chordata; Actinopteri; Clupeiformes; Clupeidae
Gene: arcn1b
Product: archain 1b
Exons: 10
Coding region: 202-1728 (508 amino acids)
Biological process (GO): endoplasmic reticulum to Golgi vesicle-mediated transport; retrograde vesicle-mediated transport, Golgi to endoplasmic reticulum; Golgi localization
Cellular component (GO): COPI vesicle coat
Source: RefSeq, a predicted model, not a curated record